CGCUCGUCUGAUAUAUCGAUGAGUCCAAUGGCGCUUCACCCCGUCUCGUUGACGUGCUCGACUCGGCCUCUUCGUGUGGCAUGACCUUGAUCGAUAUAGGAUGCUGAGCUGUACAAACGGACUAGAGAGAGAAAUACUGCGCAAAGUCGGUGAUCGAGGCGAGGGAGAGAUACGGGUUCAAGGUGAUGAGGAGACCUACUAUUUGGGUCAGUUUUGCAUGCUGUGGUUGCAGGCGCUUUGCUGACACCGCAUGUCAAUAUUUCAAUGGCUGUGUAACUACCGGAUCAAGUACUUACCUUCGUCCGGUUCAAAUUUCGAGGCUGUUCGAUGUAUAUUGGUACACCAAAUCUGCACGCUGCAUAGUACGUAGCAGCACUCCCAUGCAAAUCACCAUUGCAUGACCGACGGGAACGUAAGUUCCGUGAUAUUGGCUGCGUAAUAUUGUUAUAAUCAACAACCCCUGGGCGUUGAUAGUGCCUAAAUCAAAGUUUUUUCAUCUCAGUAAGCAGAUUUUUGAACGUUCGACAUCAAAGCCGAAGGCAUGUUCAGA
Suillus plorans is the source of this 550-nucleotide messenger RNA. RefSeq lists its product as uncharacterized. The coding region runs from base 186 to 401 and encodes 71 amino acids. NCBI's taxonomy places the organism in Eukaryota, Fungi, Basidiomycota, Agaricomycetes, Boletales, Suillaceae. The record is from RefSeq and is a predicted model, not a curated record. The transcript is spliced from 2 exons.